This is a messenger RNA of Coffea arabica (coffee), 2182 nucleotides long. The record is from RefSeq and is a predicted model, not a curated record. Lineage: Eukaryota; Viridiplantae; Streptophyta; Magnoliopsida; Gentianales; Rubiaceae.
ACAUUCCCUCAAGCAUAUCCCCAAAUCCUUCACGAAAUGAUUCACAAAAAAUCCGGCCUCGAAAUCCCUUUUCAAAAUCCUACUCCCAUACAAAUCCAACGACUUGGAUCCAGCCGCGCCUGUAGAUAUCGCACUCAAGUACAACUCUAGGUCCAAACCUGCCUUGUGGGCAUAUACUAAACCUUCACAAAGCCCCACCAUUGUUGAAGCUAUGGUUAUCUGGUUUGCUAGUUUCGUGAAUUGCCCCUUUCCUGGAGCACCCAUGUAAUAAACUCUUCCGAGGAGGGCGAAAAUGGGUUUUAGUUUUUCGAUGAUAGGUCCGUCCCCGCCUGCGAAGAUAGAGAGAGUGGCGUUGCGGGCGCCACGAUCGCCGCCGGAUACUGGGGCGUCAACGGCGGAACAGCCGGCAGAGGUGGCUGCCGAGUGUAUUUCAACGGCGAGUGAGGGAUCCGAGGUGGUCAUGUCAACGAUGAUGCCUCCGGGGCGUAAACCGGAGAGAGGGCCAGUGGAUGGGUGGAGGAUAACGUGGCCAAUGUCGGAUGGGUAACCGACGAUGGAGAAGACGACGUCGGAUUGGGAGGCGACAGUUUUGGGGGAGUCGGCCCAGUGGGCACCCAGAGAGAGGAGAGGUUGGGCCUAGGAGGGGGUUCGGGUGAAGAUGGUGAGAUUGUAGCCGGCGUUGAUUAGGUGGGAGCACAUGGAGAGGCCCAUGACGCCAGUUCCAAUCCAACCUAGACGGGUGUUGGAUGGGCUUGUCGGCUCGGAGGCUGUUGUGGCCAUGUUGCGGUGGAAAUGGGUGGUGAUAGUGGUGGUCCGAGUGGAGAUGGCGGCAAAUACGUAGGAGGAGCUGCGACGGCAGUGACUGUAGAGUGGGGUGACUGCUUAAUUUUGAAGGUCAAAUCUCUUUUAGCAUGCAGAUUUCUCAUAUUGCUUGGCUACUGUAGGUCAACGAUGCAGUUGGAACCUUAGCUGGAGGUCGAUACAACCACCCAGAUGUUAUGGCUGCUGUUAUCCUGGGUACAGGGACUAAUGCAGCAUAUGUCGAGAGGGCGCAUGCAAUUCCGAAGUGGCAUGGUCUGCUGCCUAAAUCAGGAGAGAUGGUUAUCAACAUGGAAUGGGGUAACUUUCGGUCAUCACAUCUUCCACUAACUGAGUAUGAUCAAGGGCUUGAUGCUGAGAGUUUAAACCCUGGGGAACAGAUUUUUGAGAAGAUUAUAUCUGGGAUGUAUCUAGGGGAAAUUGUGCAUAGAGUACUAUGCAGGAUGGCUGAAGAAGCUGCCUUGUUUGGUGAUGCUGUUCCUCCAAAGCUAAAUAUUCCUUUCAUAUUGAGGACCCCUGAGAUGUCUGCAAUACAUCACGACACAUCUAGUGAUCUCAAAGUGGUUGGUGCAAAGCUAAAAGAUAUUUUAGAGAUUCCUAAUUCUUCGCUUAAAGUACGGAAAGUAAUAGUGGAGAUAUGCGAUAUUGUUGUCUCCCGUGGAGCACGCCUCUCUGCUGCUGCGAUCCUGGGAAUUCUCAAAAAAUUGGGUAGAGAUACUAUGACGGAUGGAGAGAAGCAGAAGUCAGUUGUAGCUUUGGAUGGCGGACUUUUCGAGCACUACACAAAGUUCAGAAAUUGUAUGGACAGCACUCUCCAGGAAUUGCUUGGAGAUGCUUACGAAAAUGUUUCAAUUAUCCAUUCAAAUGAUGGUUCUGGCAUUGGUGCUGCGCUCCUGGCUGCCUCUCAUUCGCAAUAUCUCGAAGUAGAGGAAUCCUGAUCCUGGUAUGAGCUGUAGUGCUGCCAAAAAUUGAUCUACUGCGUUGGAGCUCUAUAUUUCUGUCAUCCUUUCCCUGGGGGCAAUUGCAGCAGCCGAAUCAAGGAGAUGUCGCGAGGACCGGUUUAAUAUAUGGUCUAGCAGAGCUCCAAACUGAGCCAUGGACCCGUGUGCCUCUAGAUUUCUGGCCCGUAACUGAGACAAUGUCUUCGUAUUUUUGUUAGUAAUUCCCCCCCUCCCUCUUUGGCUUAAGAGUAGUGUCUUAAAGUUAAGGCUUUGUUGUAAGAUCAUUUGGGCAUUCAAGAUUAGGUAUAGUGCACAUGUAGAUGAUACUCUUUGGAUCAAAUAAAGUCCUGCGCAACAUAUUAAACGGACUUGAUGGAGAUCCACAUGAAGUGAGUAGCAGUUUUAGUACUAGGCUUCAUCAA